Beta vulgaris subsp. vulgaris (sugar beet) is the source of this 1253-nucleotide messenger RNA. RefSeq lists its product as hypothetical. Gene Ontology annotation, cellular component: nucleus. Bases 159 to 1028 code for a protein of 289 amino acids. Lineage: Eukaryota; Viridiplantae; Streptophyta; Magnoliopsida; Caryophyllales; Amaranthaceae. The record is from RefSeq and is a predicted model, not a curated record. Gene Ontology annotation, biological process: regulation of exit from mitosis. The transcript has 7 exons.
UAUGAAUUGGAUAAAAGACAGAGGCAAAGCUUCUAUACCGGGUAUCCGCGUAUCAGCGCUCAUAAACUUGGGGCUCGGCUAAAGUUGGUUGUUUAAAAAAUGGGAUAAAAGACAGGGCGGUUAAAAAACAAAAAAAUCGAAUUCAAAUCGAGGAGGCAAUGGCAGAAGAUGAGUCGAAGCGAGGAAAGUUGGAGACAGCAGCAAUGGCGGAAGUCACGGAAAUCGAGGUGGCUCCCAAUUCUAUCAAUGCUGCUCUCAUCUUCCAUCUCGUCUAUGACGUCUUAGCCUUUCUGCUCUAUAUGCACCAACAAAUUCCCUCGACUCUCCUUUGCAGCAUGUUGCAAGACAUGACUAUUCAAUUUGACACUCUACAAACUGAAUACAAGGAGUCGGAGAUACUUCUUACACAAAGUCAACUCGACGCUUCAUCUAGAAGAAAGUGCAUUGGAAGGAAAAGAGACGUCAAAUUAGAGAUUCGACGAUUUGAGAAAUUGAUGAAUACAGUAUCUGGUCUCCAGACUGCUCUGUUGCUCUUCCUCCGUGAGGUUCCCAAUGUUGAAGAUAUUAUCUUUGUUCUCGGAACCAGCCCAAGACGACCACAUCAUGUUUACGAAUUUUUUUUUCCACAUGAAAUGGUAGCUUCCUUAGCUUCUGAAGAUAUGACCAGAAAUAGGACAGUGGAGGUGCUAUCUAGAAAGGUCAUAAGAGCACUUAUAUCUAAAGGUGUGGGAUCGGCCACUUAUAAAGGCCCUUCAAAGCUAUUUCUCCUGGUGAAGGCUCCAACUCUUUUCAAUAUGCCUCUGCAUUUCCUACCCAAGCGUGACUUUCAGUACUCAAAGAAGAUACUGCCACUCAGGCUGCAACUUAGAUCCAAGAGCUCUCACCAAGUGAUGGAAGCCUCUUCUUGUAUCCCAGAGGCAAUCACUGACUUCAGCGAGAAGAGUCAUACAUGCAGCCAUUCAACUUGGUUUCAGUGUCGGCAUGUCAUUAAGGGAAUUGCUUUAGCAAACCCUUCACCUGAAGAUUAACAAAAAAGAUUGAUGUGAAUUUUUAUAAGUAUAUAAUUCUGGACUUUCCAUCUGUAUGUUUGUUUUCGAACUCUAAUCUUAGCGGUUAUUAGUUCUAUAUUCUAUUCUGAUUUAUAAAUACCAGUUAACAGAUCUAAGUGCACAUUUGACAAACAGUGUACCAAUCAUUUAUGGAGCUGCAUUGCUUAUCCUCGCAAUUUUAUGUAGACUAUGUACUUCAGAGUA